AUGCCAAGAUUUUAUAUCGAUGAGAAAACAUUUUGGGGUUAGGAGCACUUUAAGGCCACUUUCACACUACUCCGUUUUCGAAUCUUCGUUUCUGAAAUUUCGAAAAUGCAUAAUGUGUAAUGGUCAUUGAAUAAAUAAUUAUGUUUGUUCCUUUCUCCAGCUUCGUUAUGCUCGAUUGAACCUUGUGUUAACAAUGGGACUUGCCGUGAGCACAAUGAUGACAUCACGUGUACCUGCGCCAGCGGUUUUACCGGCAAGCGGUGUGAGGCGAAGAUUAUAGGUAAGACCACUGGAUACUGAUUAGACAGCCGCGUGUCAACUCAAUCUCUUCUUACGUAUGAUGACAUACAUUAUGUGGUCAUAAAUCUAUGAUGUUAUACCAUACGGGCGUAUACCUUUCAUUUGUGAGCAAGGGCGUAACUUGGGUUUAAACAUAAGGUGGGAGGGGGUGGGGAGUCGUACGCACGACAAAAGGGGUGUGAUCAGAAAAGAACGUAGAGAUGCUGGGAAACUAAGAAGGUUUGUAAGAGUCCUCAGAGGUAGCGUCAAAGACACCAUCCUCGUCCUCCUACGAUAGCCGGCAGCAAAAAAUUUUUUUGUCAAUUUUCGAUCUCGCGUCCAUUCUCGUUUCCUGGGAUACGGGCCCCGAUUGCGAAUUAUGAAUAAGGUCUACGUCGAGCCGCCAAAUAGACACUUCUCAGAUACAGUUAAGUCUCGCAACCUUAACUUAGCUUUAUCUUUAUUCUUUAAGUAAAUACAACCAACGAGUACGUUUACUCUGACGAAGCAAAGCGUAUCAAGCUGCCGGGAUUUUUAAAAAGAGUUCAGGAUGCUUACUACGAAUACAAUCGUAACGCGUUGCCAUGGGCACCACGUGAAGAAGAUGACGAUUUUGUGGAGCGGCUGAAAAACAGGUAUCGAAACGUUUUACAAACCAACACGAAGCUAAACUAACUUAAUAUAUUCUGGAUAGCUCUAUCAGUUCUAAACUGUUCGAGCCAUCCUUAUUGGUCCAAUAUUGAGGUAAGCCCGUUUUCCACUUCGCCCGUAUCGUACCGUAACGUACUGGUGAGCAUGCGCAGCUUGAAGAUGGGUUUUUAAAUUUACGUGCUUCCGGUUGAUUCGCGAAUCAAAAUAAAAAGUUCGUCGCAAGUCAAGUUGAGCGUACUACGGAAGUAUAGACCAAUCAACAUUCACUACAAUUUAAAAUUUGUUUUGAUACGUUACGGUACGAUACGCUUGAAGUGGAAAACAGCCUUUACAACCAAACAUUAGUUUGUUCAGUGGUUCGGAAUUACAAUGCUUCCACAACGCUCUCUGAAAAAAAUUCCUUUUCAAUUAAUCUCGGACUUUCACGACCAGGGCGCUUACACAAGCGCGCUGCGAAAUUGAUAACAGAAAUCCCCGUUAUUCUAACUAUAAAUUCAUUCGCCCUAAGUAUAAACGCGUGAAUGAGGGCGGCAGCACUUUUAAUGCUGUGCAACCAUGGAACAGUUUAUCUUUAGAGUUAAGAAAGAAAUCCACUAUUAAUGCUUUGAAGAAAUCUCUUUUUAAACUGCUCUUGAAUGAAUAGUCGUCCUUAUAUCAUUUCAAUCCAUAGUUAUUUAGUAUUAAUUGUAACUAUGUUCUAGUUAAGUGCAUAUUUAAUAAUUGAGGGCCACAAGUUUAUUGGUGCUUGUGAUGUUACUCUGAGUGUAUGUCCACACCGGGCAAGCUUGAAAAAUAUGCCUGUCGAAUCGAACCUACGACCUUUGGAAUACUAGCCCAAUGCUCUGCCAACUGAGCUACGCGGUCAGCUCGGUUCGAGUAUGUGAUAUUUCGGAACAGAAUCUAGUUCCUUCGAUACCAAUGUAAUCUAGUAAUCAUGAUAUUUUCUGUGUUGGUGUAAUGUACUCAGGUGAAUAUGAUGCUUGUGAUGUUACUCUGAAUGUAUAUCCGGAUCCACACCGGGCAAGCUUGAAAAAUAUGCCUGUCCAUGGUGAGAAUCGAACCUACGACCUUUGGAAUACUAGCCCAAUGCUCUGCCAAUUGAGCUACGCGGUCAGGUCGGUUCGAGUAUGAUAUUUCGGAACAGAAUAUUUAGUGAUUAUUCUCAUUAAAUAGAUUCUUUACUCUUACUCUAGUAUUCGUCUUUUUUAGACAUCUUCCUUACAAUGCCACUCCUGCCUAUCUUAAAGCCAAAACUGAUGGUGCGUUUGAACUACUGAAUGAAAUCAACUCGACAGUUUUAGAUGAAAACAAGAUGACACCUCGAGAAGUUAAAGCUCUAGAGCAGGUUUGUUUUGCAUCGAUUUUCUGAUGAAAUGGAACGCCAAAUGCUUGACACUCGUACUGUAGAAAUCCAAAAGUUACGUUAAGAUAAAAGGAAUAUGUUGGUACUUUUAAUUUCAGUUGUCGUUGUUGUUGUUGUUGUUGUUGUUGUUAUAUGUUGGUACUUUAAAUUGUCGUUGUUGUUGAUGAUGUUGUCGUUGAUGAUGUUGUCGUUGAUGUUGUUGUUGUUGUUGUUGUUGCUGUCGUUGCUGUCGUUGCUGUCGUUGUUGUUGUUGUUGUUGUUGUUGUUGUUGUUGUUGUUGUUGUUGUUGUUGUUGUUGUUGUUGUUGUUGUUGUUGUUGUUGUUGCUGUUGUUGUUGUUGUUGUUGUUGUUGAUGAUGUUGUUGAUGAUGAUGUUGUUGUUGUCGUUGUUGUUGUUGUUGUCGUUGUCGUUGUUGUUGUUGUUGUUGUUGAUGAUGUUGAUGUCGUUGUCGUUGUCGUUGUCGUUGUCGUUGUCGUUGUCGUUGUUGUUGUUGUUGUUGUUGUUGUUGUUGUUGUUGUUGUUGUUGUUGUUGUUGUUGCAGUGCAACAUUUUAUCAACAACAUUGAUUUAUUUUAGGUAAAACACUUCCUAAGAACGGUGUUUGGGUCUCCAUUUGAUGAAAAUUUCUACAAUGGCGACUGGAUGUUAGGCCCUAACCACUUCUGCUGGCAAGCUAUUUGUUCAAUUGCUUUUGAUAUCGGCGCUUAUGCCUACUAUGUGAAGCCAAAGAACUUUGAUGAUGCUGAAAAAAUGAUUGAAAAAAUAUUGUUAAAUAAGCAAUCCAUCACACAAUACAUGUAAGAUUCUAAUACCUCUUAAUCCCUCAAACAAUUGAUUUCAAGUGAAUAGAAUUACAAUCGUUUCAAUUCUCCGACAAUAAAUAGUUUUGCACUAAAUUCCCAAAGGUGGAAAUGUGCGAUUUGGAAAGCUAUUUUAAAUCGAAUCGGAUUAGGAUAUUGUUGAUAAAAACUCUACAAUGUGCUCGGUCAUUAGUAACGUGCCCAACCUCCGUAAAACUUUACCAAACGAAACCUAAACGCUCUAUUUUCAUUUGUUAGGGCCAAUAUGCAGCUUGGUGUAAAAACUGGAAUGGUUCGUUCCAAAUUCAAUUGCAUUUCUGGUAUUGAUGCCUUUAAGCAAAAAUUCCCAAAGAUCUCAGCUGACAAUGACCCAAAUGCAGUUUUGAGCGAGUGGUUUGUACAAGGUUAUAUUGGAGCUGAGUUUACCAAGAGUUUCUCUAAGGCAGACAGAGACAAAUGGGUGGAUAGAUAUAAUAAAACUUUCAUGCAAUCUGUGAAUGAUGACUUGAUAGAAGGUACGAAAGCGUUGACACUUAAGCAUAAAAACGUAAAAAAACAAAACUUAACUUGCUUAAUUUAUUUCUCCCGGAAAGCUCUAUCAGUUCCAAAGCUUUUCUCCCUUGAGAUCUAGAAAUGUUCGUCUUAAUUUUUUAGUGAUCCAAUUAAUCGAACUAUUAUAAUAUUUAUUCUGGAUAGCUUUAUCACAUAGGCAGGUAAAGCCCCCCCCCCCCCUCCCAACUUUGAAAAAGUAGAAAAAAAAGAGGGGCCUUCAAAGUUCAAACGUAUUGUAGCAUUUUCUUUUGUGUCGCAGUCAUUAUUUAGUUUAGGUUUUCUUUUGUAGUAACACUGAAUCAAGAAAAGAUGAUUCUUACUGCACAUCUAGGGAGAACAGUUAGAACUGAUAGAGUUAUCCAGUAUAAAUAAAGUUAAUUUAGGUUUCGUCCUGUAGUAACAUUGAAGCAACAAACAAGGAAUGACCCUUGUUGAAAAUCUGAGCAGAACAAUUUAGAACUGAUCGAAAGAGCUAUCCAGUAUAAAUAUAAAGUUAACUUUUCAAUCGUUUAUUUCCAGGAAUUGGGCAGCCUAUUGUAGACCUUAUCAAGUACAUGGAAAACGAGCACUUACGACAUUGCUUGCCUCGGGACGUGGCUAGCGGAAUUGCAGAACUUCCUGUUCAAUUCAUCUACGUUGAUGGCAACGCCACAAAUAAUCGCACGACAAGACGUUUGCCCAUCACGGGUGAGAUCUUGGAUGGCAAGAAAUCGUACAAGAAUAUCUUACCGUAUUUUACGACAAGCGAAAUCACGCCUGAAAGAAUUAACGAGAUUGGACAGCAGCGUUUGAAAGCCCUGUAUCCACAGGUAUGGAGAUUUGAAGAGUAAACGUAAUACACUAGUCAAUUGAAACCCCGGACCCCCGGGUGUAUAUAUGCAGGCUUUUUCCUACGCAGAGACACGUACGGAGUAUACUAAUCAGGGCGUUUAUAUAUAAGGGCCCUGGUACUAACCAUACAGAAGUUUCACUUCGCGAGAAUCGAGAAAAACGUGAGGAGUGUUACUGCGCAUAUCUGGCGGCCAUGUUCUUAGUAAGUACCCCAAAGAGAGGAAUUUCCCCGCUGGAACAUUAAAUUUCAAUAUGUUUUCCGGGGUUGACGGCCUCUCUUUAGGGCACAUGCAUGGCGGACUGGAACAGUCUCUUAAGCCGGUUUUCCACUGGGCGGAAUUUUGCACGCGGAGCGGAAUCUUUCUUUGUCUUUUCUAAUUAGUUCCACCCAAGAAAUCACCAGACAAAAAGAAAAAUUCCGCUCCGCGCGCAAAAUUCAGUCUGGUGGAAAACCGGCUUUACGCUGAAAUUAAUAAUUUCUAUCGCAUAGCUAUACACAACAUUACAAAGUCGAUCAGGUUCAAAUACUGCAUAUAAAAUUCAGUCAAACGCAUUCUAACUCGUCCUUCGGGAGUUUAAGAUUUUGAUGACGGACCACCGACUACGUUUGAAAUAGUUUUUGUUAUGUGUAUGCAAAUACUAAAUACUUGUCGUAACAAAUUUAUUCCAAAUAAGCUUUAUGUGCAUGGCUUUGUGUUCGAUAAGUUUCAUCUUUUAACUUUCUUCAUUUCUUUAUAAAAAUACUCUCUCUCCAACAACGUUGCGUAGUCAGUUUCGGUGCUAUAUUCUUGAUUCUGUAUUACAACACAACACAACACAACACAACACAAGAAUAUGAUUUUUACGCUGUGGCCAAGGUCGCUGCAGUGAAAAGCAUGCUCUGGAGAUAUGCAAAUUUUGUCUGCCUCAGUUAAAGCAAUGCGAAAACAAGCUUUCAACCGUAUUCCGUACCCGUUACUCGUUGUCGGCAUCUUAAGGUUACAGGACACCCUUUUUGGCGUUUUGCGAUAUCAUAUCAAUAUCAGUCCGAUUUUCAUCAAAUUUUCACCAAAUGUUCUCCAGUGCAUGCAAAAUAUGAUAAAGUUGUAAAAUUAAGAAACAAUAAAAUAAUGUAAGAAUUAUUCAGGAAAAUCUCAAAUCGCGGUACCGUUACGCUUUUGAGUUGUGCUCCUGCUGGUUUUAAGUUAUAUUUAUGAAAAUAUCAUUUUUAUACAGUAAAAUAGUUGUUCUAAAAAAUUGUGUUCGGAAAUUUUUGUUUAUUUCGUCAUUCCGCUGAUAUGGCGAUUUCUUUGACGACUGUAAUAUAUUUCUGAAUUGUUUGAGUCAAUUGCUCUUUAUUUUUAAAAUAUCCAAAAUUUAAAAAAAGCCGAACACAAUUUUGAAACUGAAGUCUUUUUGCCAUGUCCUGUGAAAAUUCGAGAAAAAUUGGUUAAAACCCGCAGGAACACAACUCGUUUGAAAAUCAGUAAUUACCGUAAAAUUUUUCGGGAGAAAAUUGAAUUUGAUUAUUACAUUUUCAAUGUUUUUCUUAUUGCAGCGAAAUGUAUUUUAUUAAAUAACUCUGUGAGUUUUCAACAUUUUUCGUUCAAACUUGGUCAGAUAGUAGAACUAGUCUAAUGCUUUCAUGGAAACCAAUAAAAAAAUUUUAGGCAAAAUUAACACUCAAAUGUGUUCUGUAACCUUAAACUCCCUGUUAUCUAGCGUAAAUACCACUGUUCUGCAUGACAUCCAGUAACGAUUCAGUGAUCGGAAUGUUCUAUUGCCUUUUCAUUGUUUUGAAAAUCUCACUGUUCUCUAUGCCAUCCAGUAACGAUUCAGUGAUUGGAUGUUCCAUUGACUUUUCAUUAUUUUGAAAAUCCCACUGUUUUUUAUGCCACCCAGCCACGAUCCAGUGAUAGGAAUUUUCCAUUGUCUUUCCAUUGUUUUGAAAAUUCUACUGUUUUUUACUGCUAUUUAGUUUCUAGCUUAAUUUCCAACCUAGAUUAUUGCGAUUGCAAAGAAUGUAACUGGAAAAUCUAAUGAGGCCGAAGCAGUGACCGCAUUCCGUAAAAUCCUCACAAACCAAAGCUCGUUUUACAACGAUGCACCGUUUCCACAAAUCGAAUCCAACUCCACAGCUCACAAACGUUGUACAGACUUGGCAAAAGCAAGAAAAUAUUGCCCUGAACG
This is a messenger RNA of Paramuricea clavata, 6645 nucleotides long. The record is from the annotation of a GenBank genome assembly. Lineage: Eukaryota; Metazoa; Cnidaria; Anthozoa; Malacalcyonacea; Plexauridae.